AUGGAAGCCUCAUCACUCCCCUACCACGAGCCGUCAAUCGUGCAAGUGCUCACCCUGUCCUCCUUCGGCCUGCUCCUCAACCUAACAAACUGGGCGCUCGAGCGCACCAUCUACUGCGGCCUCGUCGGGCAGAUCCUCAUCGGCGUCUUCUGGGGCACCCCACUCGGCGACUGGCUCGACUCCAGCAUUGAAGCCGCCGUCGUGCAGCUAGGCUAUCUCGGACUAAUCCUCCUCGUCUACGAAGGCGGCCUCUCCACCUCCCUCGCCCCCCUCCUCCACAACCUCCCGCUCUCCACCGCCGUCGCCGCCACCGGAAUCCUCCUCCCCAUCGCCCUCUCCUUCCCCCUCACGGCCCUCCUCCCCGGCACCACCCCGCUCCAAUGCUUCGCCGCCGGCGCCGCCCUCUCCGCCACCAGCCUCGGCACCACCUUCUCGAUCCUGACCUCCUCCGGCCUCGCGCGCACCCGCCUCGGCACCGUCCUCACCAGCGCCGCAAUGAUGGACGACGUCGUCGGCCUCAUCAUGAUCCAGGUCGUCGCCGCCCUCGGCACCAGCACCAGCUCCGACUCCGGCGGCAGCUCCAUCAGCGGCGCCACCAUCGGCCGCCCCGUCGGCGCCUCCCUCGGCCUCCUCCUCUUCGUCAUUCUCGCCUGCCGCUGGCUCGUCGCGCCGCUCCACCGCCACCGCCACCGCUCCCUCCGCCCAGGACCAACACCCACACCCACACCCGCGAACCCUCCCGCAGAAGCAGCCCGCCCCGCACUCAGCGCCGCCAACCGCGCCUUCACAAUCCACACCGCCCUCCUCCUCACGCUCGUCACGACCGCCAGCUACGCCGGCACCUCCGUCCUCCUCGCCGCCUUCCUCGCCGGCGCCGCAAUAACCUGGUCCGACAACCUCUCCCCGACCACCACCACCACCACCACCACAGCGUGGACAGGCGCACGCAUAUACGAGCACUACUACGCGCCCAUCACGACGCGCCUCCUCACACCCUUCUUCUUCGCCUCAAUCGGCUUCUCGAUCCCGAUCACCCAACUCUUCGCGGGCAGCACGGUCUGGCGAGGCAUCGUCUAUGCUGCACUCAUGGCGCUGGGGAAGCUCCUGACGGGCGUGUGGCUGCUGCGUUUCCGCGUCCCGGGGGUUGCGGUUGCGGGGAGGAUUAGGGCGCUGAGGAAAUUUGGUCCUGCGGCGUGCACCACUCCUGCCACUACCACUACUACUGCCACUCCCGCUACUACCUCUUCCACCACCACUGCCACUACCACCAAUUCUACACCUCCAACCAACACCACCCCCGCACCCGCACAAAAGCCCAAAUCGCUGUACCCGCCCUCGAUCCUGGGACUAGCCAUGAUCGCGCGCGGCGAAAUCGGCUUCCUUAUCGCGUCUGUCGCCGAAGCCCGCGGAAUCUUCAGUCCCGCCCCCGGCGGGGCGGAGGGCAGCUCGGAGCUGUACCUGGUUGUGAUCUGGGCGACGGUGGUGUGUACGGUGCUGGGCCCGGUGUGUGUGGGGCUGCUGGUGCGGCGGGUGAAGGCGCUGGAGAGGGAGCGGGUUGUGAAGGGGGGGACAAGUGGGGGUGUGGGUGUGUUGGGGAGUUGGGGGGUGGAUAUUGAUGUGCCGGCGGAGGGGUGGAGGGGGUAG
Molecule: messenger RNA, 1644 nt
Organism: Morchella importuna
Lineage: Eukaryota; Fungi; Ascomycota; Pezizomycetes; Pezizales; Morchellaceae
Exons: 2
Coding region: 1-1644 (547 amino acids)
Biological process (GO): proton transmembrane transport
Cellular component (GO): membrane
Molecular function (GO): antiporter activity
Source: RefSeq, a predicted model, not a curated record